This is a messenger RNA of Haemorhous mexicanus (house finch), 1121 nucleotides long. It is a transcript of the gene ZNF346, whose product is annotated as zinc finger protein 346. The coding region runs from base 61 to 912 and encodes 283 amino acids. Gene Ontology annotation, molecular function: double-stranded RNA binding; zinc ion binding. The record is from RefSeq and is a predicted model, not a curated record. Lineage: Eukaryota; Metazoa; Chordata; Aves; Passeriformes; Fringillidae. The transcript has 7 exons.
GCGCGGAGGGGGCGCGCGGGCGGCAUCUCGCGAGAACAGCGUGAGGCGGCGACGGCGGCCAUGGCGGACGGGGCCGGUAGCAACGGGGACGCUGCGGGGCCGCUGGUGGGCAAAGAGGCGGUGGAGCGGCUGAUCCGGGAGAACGGACACAUUUUCACCGAGGCGCAGUGCAAGGUGUGCAGCGCCCUGCUCAUCUCCGAGUCACAGCGGCUGGCUCACUAUCAGAGCAAGAAACACGCCAACAAGGUGAGACGGUACCUGUCCAUCCACGGCGGGGAGGAGGGUGCCCACGGGAAGAAGAUGAAGCUGGAGGUGAAGCAGGACAGCAAGCAGGAAGGCAGCAAUGGGGAGGACAGGAACAAGUGUUGUCCCAUCUGCAACAUGACCUUCUCCUCUCCGGCCGUGGCAACAUCUCACUACUUGGGCAAGACUCAUGCCAAGAACAUGAAGCAGCAGGCCCCCAAAGCAGAAGAAACGGUGCCCCCACAGAAACACCCUGCUGCCCUCCCCACCUCUACCGCAUCUUCUAAUGAAGAGAACAAGGACAUUACUGACCCGGACAAGUUCUGUAGCCUCUGCCAUGCCACUUUCAACAACCCCCUUAUGGCAAAACAGCACUAUGUAGGCAAGAAGCACAGAAAGCAGGAGACUAAACACAAGCUGAUGGCACACUAUGGGCGAACCGCUGAUGCACCAGCAUCAUCCUUCAUGGCUGGGAAGGGCUACCCCUGCAGCACAUGUAACAUAGUGCUGAACUCCAUAGAGCAGUACCAAGCUCACAUCAGUGGCUUCAAACACAAGAAUCAGAUGCCAGGAGCAGUGCCGGUUGUCGGACCGUUCCCGCCACAACAGUAUGUCCGGGAAGAGUCAACUGGCCCGGGAGGCUACAGUUACUUCAGCCAAGACCUCUAGAGCAAGUUGCAGCACUAUUCUUGGAGUUCUUGGUGGCCCCAGAACGCACAUCCUUUGCCAGCCCACAAUGGUUUCAUUAUCCCUCUGGAUAAGCAAAGCCCUACCCUCCUGUAUACACCCGUUGAGUAGAACGGGGACUGAAUCUGUCAGGAAAAGGAUCCAGCUGGAAGAGACUUGCUAGACAGCAAAUACUUCACUCCCUUAGAGUA